UCCUGCUGAAAUUGCGCGUCCUCUCGCCUCGAACAAGUUUAAUUCGUUUCAUUUUUAAUCGUUGUUCGUGUUUAAUAAAAUGCCCAAGGUAAGAAGGAGCAGAAAACGGCCGCCAGAAGGAUGGGAACUCAUCGAACCAACACUGGAAGAGUUGGAGCAAAAGAUGCGUGAAGCCGAGACGGAACCGCAUGAAGGAAAACGAAUCACGGAAUCGCUGUGGCCAAUAUUCAAGAUCCACCACCAGAAAUCGCGGUACAUCUACGACCUGUUCUACCGCCGGAAAGCCAUCAGCCGGGAGCUGUACGAUUACUGUCUGAAGGAAAAGAUCGCCGACAGCAAUCUGAUAGCAAAGUGGAAAAAGUCCGGGUACGAGAAUCUUUGCUGCCUCCGGUGUAUACAGACGAGGGAUACAAACUUUGGCACGAACUGCAUCUGCCGGGUACCUAAAUCGAAGCUGGAGGAAGGCCGAGUCGUGGAAUGUGUCCACUGUGGGUGCCGUGGAUGUUCCGGAUGAAGGGCAGGCAGGUGGCGACGAUGCGACCGAGGUCGUGGCUAGCAUAAGAUGUAAUGUUUGUAACUGAACAAUCCGAUUUUGAACCAUGUCCUGAGAGAUAAAGAAAGCAAUUAUCAACAGAGUA
Anopheles aquasalis is the source of this 638-nucleotide messenger RNA. RefSeq names its product BUD31-like protein (gene l(1)10Bb). Gene Ontology annotation, biological process: mRNA splicing, via spliceosome. The record is from RefSeq and is a predicted model, not a curated record. Gene Ontology annotation, cellular component: nucleus; spliceosomal complex. Lineage: Eukaryota; Metazoa; Arthropoda; Insecta; Diptera; Culicidae.